Talpa occidentalis (Iberian mole) is the source of this 1636-nucleotide messenger RNA. RefSeq names its product G protein-coupled receptor 160 (gene GPR160). NCBI's taxonomy places the organism in Eukaryota, Metazoa, Chordata, Mammalia, Eulipotyphla, Talpidae. The transcript has 3 exons. Bases 392 to 1405 code for a protein of 337 amino acids. Gene Ontology annotation, cellular component: plasma membrane; signaling receptor complex. The record is from RefSeq and is a predicted model, not a curated record.
GCGUUCUGGUUUCUUCCUCUGUGACCUGCUCAGCUACCUCAAAACUGUCGCCAGGUAACCUGGGGCUGCCCUCGGAUCUCGUUGGCUGAAGCACCUUUUCCCACCUGGGCAGGUGGCCUCGGCGGCCUGCAGAGGAAUGGACAGCCGGGACGAAACGCGGACGCUUCGCCCAACCUCCUGCUGAAGACUCGGAGCUUUAUUCAUGUGGCAGCUUGGUAUAGUAAAAUGAAAUGCAAGGAACCAAAAGUAAGACAAUUAAAGGUGGUAAAUAGAAAUAAAAUAAGAUCAUCAGCCAAGAAAGACCUGUUGGAGGAAGCAGAGAAUGGAAAAUAAAGGGAAGCAAUAUUUAUCAUAUGUAUUUCAGCAUGCCUUCUGAAACUUAACUAAAAAUAUGACUGCACUUUCUUCAGAGAACUCCUAUCAAUACCAGUUACAUCAAACAAAUCAGCCCCUAGAUGGUAACUGUCUGCUCUUCUUGAUUAUACUUGGGAAAACAUUAUUAAGUAUCUUCACACUAGGAAUGAAAAGAAAAAACACCUAUCAAAAUUUCAUGGAAUAUUUUUGCAUUUCAUUAGCAUUCAUUGAUCUUUUACUUUUGGCAAGCAUUUCCAUUAUAUCUUAUUUCCGGGAUUUUGUACUUUUAGGCAUGAGGUUUACUAAAUACCACAUCUGCCUGUUUACUCAAAUUAUUUCUUGUACUUACGGCUUUUUGCAUUAUCCAGUCUUCUCCAUAGCGUGUGUAGAUUAUUGCCUGAACUUCUGUAAAGCCACUAAGCUUCAAUUUAAGUGUCAAAAGUUAUUUUAUAUCUUUAUAGUCAUUUUAAUUUGGAUGUCAACCCUUGCUUAUGUUUUGGGGGAUCCAGCUAUGUACCCACACCUGGAGGCACAGCAUGGUUAUUCUUACCAAUGUCCUUUCUAUAGCAGCGAGCAGGGUUACUGGCUUUCUUGUGCCAUGGUGAUGGUGUUAUGUGUGGCUUUUCUAAUCUCUUGUUCAGAAGUUAUCACCUUGGUACAGGGUAUGAGGAUAACUUCUUAUAUGAAUGAGACUAUCCUUUAUUUCCCCUUUUCAUCCCAGGCUAGUUAUACUGUCAACACUAAGAAAACACUCUUGCCCAAGUUCAUUAUCUGUUUUCUUGGUACCUGGUUACCAUUUGUAUUCCUUCAAGUAAUUAUCCUUUUACUUAAAGUACAGAUUCCAGCAUAUAUUGAGAUGAAUGUCCCAUGGUUGUAUUUUGUUAAUAGUUUUCUUAUUGCUACCAUUUACUGGUUUAAUUGUCACAAGCUUAAUUUAAGAGACAGUGUGUUAACUGUGGAUCCAUUUGUCAACUGGAAAUGCUGUUUCGUUCCAUUUACAAUUCGUAAUCUUGAGCACAUCGAAAAGCCUAUAUCAAUAACAAUUUGUUAAUAUUGUUGCCAUGUUAAAACUAAUUAAAACUUAAAAACUACUGUAAGAAUCAUAAUUUUACAUACGGGAAAGAAUAAUGACUCGACAAUUUUCUUGUUUCCGCCCACCUCCAUUCUUAUACCUUUCCAGACUGUCUUUUAGGUUAUGAUAUCAUUUAUUCAUUUAUUUUUAAACAAAAUAAUUCCAGGAAAAACUUUAUACCUGUUCAGGACACUAUAUGUUACAAAUACC